AUGCCUGCUGCACCGUCUUCCUUUGAUACGCAGGUCGACAAUGUAGCGCCUGUCCGACUGCUUGGCAAGACUAUUCCGCUUCCAGAUGUUGAGGAUGAGACCUUCCCGAUAGGUGUCGUUCCGAAUGCCACUGAUAUCGCGAGAUCAUCGAGCUCGUCCGCCCUGGGUCUCGUUAUUCCUCCUCCAGGACAAGAAUUCCACGCCCCGAAGUCGAGAGACAGUGCGAGGAGAAGGCAGUCAGCUCCGCAGAACAGUUCCGUUUGUUGCCCACUUCCGACCGAAAUCCUCCAGAUCUGCGAUUCUCUUCCACACCGACUCGGCUGCUCGUGGCGCAACCUCGAGUUGGGCCAUCGAUGGUCCAAUCAGACCACGCUCUCUCUCCUCUGCCCUCUCCUCGUUCACCAGGCCCGUCGGCUUCUCCUUCAGGGCAAAUCCACCCUCAUCGACGUCACGUUCGGACAAUUGUACGAAGACCCCGCGCAACCCCGGCCCAUCCUGCGUGGGCCGAGCGUGAUGAAGCUCGAGCAUCUUGAAUCGAUGUCGGUCACUUCUUCAGCGAAUUUGGCGUUUCUGUUCGACAAGAAGGCGGUCGAAUUGCCAAAGUUGAAGCGCCUCUCUUUAACAUCUCGUCGUGGCUCAUGUUCGGGCUUGAGUGGACCUGUUGUCCUUGAUCAGGCGCUCGACAUACCUUGGGCCAGCUUCGAGAGCCUGUAUCUUGCGAACGAGUCAUCGUCUUCGUGCGAUAUUUUGCUCAUCCUUUCUAAGUGUAGCCGCUUACGACAAUUCUCCUGGUCCGGUGACUUGGAACGGUUUGCGGUCCCAGGACGUCUCCCUGCCUUGAAGCUUUCGCACCUAGAAGAGUUGAGCAUCAGCUCCUCGUCAGAGGGAUGUAACGCCCUCGUUAACACCUUUCCCAAGGAGAUCAUAUGGAAUAUCACAAAGGGAUCUUUUACCUCACUUCCCUCUGCGCUUUCUCGAUCAAACUAUGUCAGCUUGACCCACCUCGCCGUUCAUGACCCCAUUCCACUCGAAAAACUAGUCGCCAUUCUACGCGAGCUGGCAAAGCUAGAGCAUGGUGAAUUUGCUGUCAUUAACUUGCCUUGCUCUCGAAGUCAAGGCAUCAACACUCGUGGGCGCGUGCCUCGCAAAGCGCUUCGUCAUUUGGAGCUGUCAACUACCACGUCUUUGAUUCCGCUCUGGAACUCUCUCCUCUGUCCGAAUAUCAACACCAUAUCACUUUCCACCCCGAACCACUGCAUCGACCUUAUUGAUGACAUUCAACCCUUCUUGUCACGUUACAGUAACGCCGCCAUAAUCCAUACGUAUAACACUCCAGUGCAUACCUGGAACCUUCGACCCGUUACUCCAUCAUGGUCAUAA
Messenger RNA from Cyclocybe aegerita, 1380 nucleotides. NCBI's taxonomy places the organism in Eukaryota, Fungi, Basidiomycota, Agaricomycetes, Agaricales, Hemipholiotaceae. The record is from the annotation of a GenBank genome assembly.